Molecule: messenger RNA, 1674 nt
Organism: Vespa crabro (European hornet)
Lineage: Eukaryota; Metazoa; Arthropoda; Insecta; Hymenoptera; Vespidae
Product: protein abrupt-like
Exons: 6
Coding region: 1-1674 (557 amino acids)
Biological process (GO): regulation of transcription by RNA polymerase II
Cellular component (GO): nucleus
Molecular function (GO): DNA binding; protein binding
Source: RefSeq, a predicted model, not a curated record
AUGUCAAGCCAAAUAUGCUUAAAGUGGAACAGCUUCCUGAACAAUAUCGCUACGAGCUUCGAGAGUCUUUGGGAGGAAGAAGGCCUGGUGGACGUGACACUUGCGAGUGACGGACAGUGUCUCACAGCCCACAAAGUGAUACUUUCUGCCAGUAGUCCUUUCUUCAAGAAAGUCUUCCAGAAAAAUUUGCCUGCUUUGUUGAAAGCAGCUGAAACAUUGCAAAUACGUGGCUUGUCGGGAGGAGAUAUUUUUGCUAAGGAUCAGUAUAAGAGGUUGGCAGAAUUGGAACAGGCUGUAGCCGAAGAGGAUAUACCUGUUGUUAAGGAAGAAGCACCUAAAAAGAAACAAAAAAUUUGUAAACAACAUAACAAUUCUAUUUUGGAGAAGGCUUUAACUCCAAGAAUAUCGCAAUCUGAGAAUACCAGUGAAUCGAAUGAAAGCGAACAAAGUGGGAAGGACACUGAUCAUGGGUCAUCCGAUGCAUUGUCCAAUCCUGUGUUUCAUCGUUUAGAAAUGAAAAUAGAACCAUUGGAGAUGAUGCCCGAAGACUUACAAAAACGAACAUCAACGGAUAAAGAUCCAGUGGAAAGAUUGGACACUGGACAAGUGGACGGUAUGCAAGGGUCUGGGAACAGUCCUGCUGAAGACAUUUCCGGUAUAUCUGGAUUAUCCGGCCUAACUGGAUUCUCGGACGUGAAGCCGCUGCUUUACUCGUAUCAGCAACUACCUUACGCCGAUCUACUACCGAGCCCGGACAUUAUCUCAACGUGGGCGUCCUCUCGUCCGAUGGAUCAUCUAGCUUGCGAUCUCAUGAAGAUUCUCUUUACUCCUGAAGAGAGGAUACUCUGCAACGUCAAUGGUAAAAUGGGAAAGCAGCAAUUCGAUAGCAACAAGAUACACCUGAUAAGGGAGGUUUUGCUUCACUUUAGCGGCAUCGCGCCAAACAGCAUCGAGUGGGAGGAAGUUUGGAAGAAUUGCGUAACAAAGAUCGACACUAGGUCUUCGAAGCCGGCCGUGACGAUAAUCGCGGAAGCACAGGAAAGUUCGAGUUUUCGAGUCUCCGAAAGAAUUCCGGAGGAGAGUCGAGGUCGGAAAGGUUCAAAGGAUGGAAAGGACGGAUCUCUUUGGUCGACCGUACAAAAUCAAGGAGAAUCUGGGCUCCUCGAGCUGGAACGUCCUCCCAAGGAAGAAGCGACGAUAGAAGCAACGACAGAAACGACGACAGAUACCUCCUCGUGCUUUUCGUUGGAGCACGUCGCUGGUGGAGGAUCCCGUUCGAGUUUCUCUCCUGCCUUCCCUUCGUCCAGUGGUUCGGAGUUUUCAGAGGAGACCGUCAAAGGAGGUCCCGCAUAUCCGCCUUUUCCCUGUCCCUUUUGCGAUCGUGCCUACACCAGCUGGGGCUUUCGAAGAAGACACAUCAAAGCCGUUCAUACUGUAUCGCCAUCCCUUCAUUGCAAGUGGUGUUUACAGGUUUUACCUACGCAUGCCGCUUGGAGACGGCACGUUAUAUCCGCGCACAACCUGUCGGCGAAUGACGCCCACAACGGUCUAUUGAUCUUAGAAGAGGCGCAUAUGGUCCUGCAGAUAGCUCGACCAACAAGAUUGGAUACCCUGGUGAACAUUAUCAAGCAAAGUUCCCAACAAAACGAUAAUUCUCAGCUUGAGAAAGAUUGA